AUGGCGUUCGAACUUCAGAAAGGCAUAGAACAAACUACAUACAGACGUGCAAAUGCCACCUUUUACACUUUAUGUAGAAAUAGUGACUUAUAUGAGUUAUUGGAAACUAUACAAAACUACAACAAUAGGUUUAACGAUAAAUUCAAAUAUGACUGGAUAUUUCUGAAUGACAAACCAUUUACGGAGGAGUUUAAAAGGGCCGUUCAGGCGAUUACUACAGGAAAUGCAUAUUUCGAUCAAAUACCAGAAGAAUAUUGGAGCUUACCAGAGAAUCUCAACGUUACCAAAAUGUAUGCAGGAAUGAAGCUGUUGCGAGAUGAUCCUGACGGUGCGGCACCAUAUGCUACAUCACUAAGUUAUCGGCAUAUGUGCAGAUUUGAAUCCGGCUUUUUUUACAAGCAGAAACUUCUUCAAAAGUAUAGAUUCUUCUGGCGUGUUGAACCUGGUGUUCGCUUAAAAUGUGAUAUAAAUCAUGAUCUCUUUAAGGAAAUGGAGGACAACAAUUAUGAUUACGGAUUUACAAUUGGCAUGGUUGAAUAUUCUAAAACCAUACCAUCCUUAUUCAAAUCUAUGAGGAGUGCACUUCAAUCUCUUGGUAAUGAUCAUCUUCUUACGGAUACGGAUAAGUAUUCAGAGUUUGUCUUUGACAGGAAUACUAAUGAUUACAACUACUGUCAUUUUUGGACAAAUUUCGAAAUUGGAAAUUUAGAUGUUUUUCGGUCUAAAGAAUACAAUGAGAUAUUUGAAGCGCUUGACAGAUACAAUGGCUUUUAUUAUGAGAGAUGGGGCGAUGCUCCAGUACGUUCAUUAAUUUUGUCUUUGCUUCUUAAAAAGGGAACGAUCAAACGGUUUUCGAACAUCGGAUAUACACAUCCACCGUAUACUCAGUGUCCGACGAAUGAAAAAGUUCAUCUUUCACACAGAUGCACUUGCGAUCCAUCUCUUGAUAUAACCAACGAAUGGUAUAGUUGUUCAUGGAUAUUCGACAAUAUUGAAAGUGGUGAGAAUCCAUUGGGCAUUAGCACCCACGCAUAA
Brettanomyces bruxellensis is the source of this 1035-nucleotide messenger RNA. RefSeq lists its product as uncharacterized. NCBI's taxonomy places the organism in Eukaryota, Fungi, Ascomycota, Pichiomycetes, Pichiales, Pichiaceae. The record is from RefSeq and is a predicted model, not a curated record. The coding region runs from base 1 to 1035 and encodes 344 amino acids. Gene Ontology annotation, molecular function: alpha-1,2-mannosyltransferase activity. The transcript has a single exon. Gene Ontology annotation, biological process: protein O-linked glycosylation; protein N-linked glycosylation; cell wall mannoprotein biosynthetic process. Gene Ontology annotation, cellular component: membrane; Golgi apparatus.